AUGGCAACUCCUCACCAAGAUUCAACCCCGGCGGAAGCGGGCACCAUCGUGGAAUUUCUUGCUGGGCUUCCAUUAGAGCUUUCCGGGGCCAUCUUCGCGCAUCUGCCCAAUUCCGACCUCAAGAAAUUGCGCUUGGCUUCUAGACGGUUUUCCAAAGUCGUCACCCCUCACCUCAGCUUGAAGCGUGUUUUUAUAUCAGCAAGCAACCACAAUAUCCAAGUCUUCAGAAAUAUUGCAAAUCAUGAGACGUUUCGCCAUGACGUUCGUGAGAUUGUCUGGGACGAUGCACGCUUCAUGGUUUCCCUGGAAGAGGAAUCAGGUUACCACAGUGGAUACGGAUAUGACGCUGCGGACUCGGACUCCGAGGAUACGCCUGUGCCAGAGGGAGUUCCCUUGUGGUUCGUUACAGCAUGUCGGGAGAACAUAGACUAUCUGCGAAAAUGGCGAGGAAGGGACGUCGAAACACUGCCGCAGCACGUCGAAACCGCACAACAGCUUGCUGCCCAGCUUCCUCUCGACGUAGCUUACGACUACUAUCGAGGGGUGGUCCGUGAUCAGGAAGAGGUUCUCGCUACUGCGGCUGACAGUGCCGCCUUUAAAUGGGCUCUGGCCGAGAAACGGUUUCCCAAUCUACGGAGAGUGACAAUCACGCCUGCUGCUCAUGGUAUCCUCUUCUUCCCUCAGUAUCCUACGCCUAUGAUCCGUGCAUUCCCAUACGGCUUCAACUACCCCCUUCCUCGCAGCUGGCCUACGCCGCCACUCGGAGCCAGAAUCCCCUGCGAAAGCUGGGAAGAGGAAGCCAUCAAGGACAAAUGGCGCGGCUUCCGUAUUGUCACUCAUCUUCUCGCCCAGCAAGAGUACGCAACCGUCCCAGAGGUGGUCAUUGAUGGCAAUCAGAUCAAUUCGGGACUUACAUUCCGAAAACCUGGUUUCUCGAUGCUCAAGCUUAGCAUUAUGGUGGGCAUGCACGCCGAACAGAACUAUGCUGCCUUUCGCAACGGUCGCUUGCGGCAACUUCUGACCGCCGACUUAGAGUCCUUCGCCCUGGAAACCGAUGAAGUCACGAACCUGAGCUUUUCCCGACCCUGGCCUCCGGAGAAUCCCGUCGACCACUUCACACCACUACGCUCCAUCUUUCCAGUCGAAGCAUGGACGCACCUGAGACAUUUUGGACUGUCUCGAUUCUUGGUCAAAGAGAACGACCUUCUCGACCUUCUCCGAGCGCUUCCAGAUACACUCCGCUCGGUGGAGCUCAGCUUUCUGUGGUUCGUGAGAAACAGUGGCGGAUACAGAAGCGUACUUUUUCGUAUCCGCGAUGACCUCGGAUGGCGAAGCCGAUCCGUGAAGCCCCGGGUCAUCAUCCGAGAUGAUAAGAAGCUUACAUUGCCCGGACGAGGAAUCCACAUGGAUAAAGAGGUCAUGGAGUUUCUUUACGACAGCGGUGAAAACCCUUAUCCGGAUGAUCCGCGCAUGCGUACGGUUUUGGAAGGCGUGGGCACUGUGAGGGACGUGUUCGAGACCAGAUUCGAGCGGCCUUUCGCCACACGAGAAGAGUUGAUGAGUCCCAGUGGGCCUUAUUUCAACGGCCAGCUUAGCGCGAGGGUCAAGUCGGACUUUGGUGACUUCAACGCCUAUUUUCCCCCAACCAAAGAAGACAGGUUGAGGAUCAGAGAUAGUGAUCGAUUGAAGAACCAGAUUUCCAUCCCCGACGAAAAUGUCCUUUACGGUAGUACCGGCAACGGUGGAAGACUUGCUCUCGGUACCUACAUCAAAUUUGGUAUGAAGAUCCAGUUUGCAAACCUGGGACGCGGCCUCGGUAGCGGUUGGACAGUUGAUCUUCCAGAGAUCAGUUUGAAUUAUUGA
Messenger RNA from Colletotrichum gloeosporioides, 1863 nucleotides. RefSeq lists its product as uncharacterized. Gene Ontology annotation, molecular function: protein binding. The transcript is spliced from 3 exons. The record is from RefSeq and is a predicted model, not a curated record. NCBI's taxonomy places the organism in Eukaryota, Fungi, Ascomycota, Sordariomycetes, Glomerellales, Glomerellaceae. Bases 1 to 1863 code for a protein of 620 amino acids.